Drosophila elegans is the source of this 1116-nucleotide messenger RNA. RefSeq lists its product as uncharacterized. NCBI's taxonomy places the organism in Eukaryota, Metazoa, Arthropoda, Insecta, Diptera, Drosophilidae. The record is from RefSeq and is a predicted model, not a curated record. The transcript has a single exon. Bases 1 to 1020 code for a protein of 339 amino acids.
AUGGGCAACCAAAUGUGGAGCAUUUUCGUGGGACUGCUGGUGCUGGAGCAGCUGAUCUCCCAAUCCUUGGCGGCCAAUCUCGGCCAGCUGGUGAAGAAGCAAAGUCAGCAGAAGCAGGUGCAAUCCGCGCAGCCAGGACAACAACUGCCACAAGGCCAGCAGAUCCAUGCCCAGCAGUAUGUGCAGGAUAGCCUAGCCGAGCAGCAGGAUCUUAAGACAGAGGAGGAGGAGGACCACGAUCCCUACCAGCUGCUGCAGGAGGCGAAACAGGAGUCGCGGCUGCCCAACUCGGCCAACUAUCCCUGGAGUCCCUAUGCUGCCGCCGCCGCCGCCGCCCAUGGAAAUCCCUAUGAGGCCAUGCCCAAGAUGCUGCCCUUUAUUGGCUAUGCCCAGCCGGUGCUCAUCCCAUUUCCCCUCUACCUGGCUCCGGAUAUGUUCUAUCCGGCUUUUCCCGGCCCCAGCAGCAACGACCUCGAGGAUGUGGUGAUGUCCAGAGCAGCCGGUGGCCGUCGUCCGGCUGCCAAUCACCCGUCAACUGCCCGCAAUUCGCCCAUUUACUAUGUGAGAUUGCCGCCAACGCCGUAUAUGUUUCUGCCCAAUAUGCCGACGAAUCCGUUUGGCGGAGGAUUCUCGCCCCUGCUCACCUACCAACCGAUGCCCUCGUUUUCCGCCUACGGUUCGGUGUUCAAUCUGCCCGUCAACUUUCUGGCCAAUGGAAAACCCUCGGGCGUCUAUCAAAUGAAUGGGUCGCCUGGUGAAGGUUUGGGUUCCCUAUCACCUGGAGCCUUUGGCAUGAGGCCACCCACGCCGAGUAAUCCCUUCAGACCAAUGGCCACGCCGUCAAUGGGCGGAUAUGGAGCUAGCCAGCAGAACUUUGGCCUGGCCUCCAUGCCAGUGCCGCAGCAGGACUCCAAGCUGACAUCCCUGAAGCGUCCGUUCGUGUUCAACGGUCGUCCCGAGGACAUCUACAUCCUGCCCAACAACUUAGGGUCACUCUAUAACGAACAGAGCUACUACUGAGUGUGCACUUCUGCGAAUGGCUGUGUGGCACCAACUGAAAGUAUUACAUAACGCAUUUACUAGAUCGUUACUUGGAUCACCAUGAAGCUUGAAAAG